UCCUUUACCAGGACUCUUAGCCCAUACGAGUACGCCCAGAUACUUCUCGUAGCCCUCGAACGAAGAUGAAGUCGGCACAUAAAACAAAGGAAAACAAAAAACAAAAAAAAGGAAUUAAAAAAGAGUUAUGAAACAAAAAUAUCCCACCACCACCAAGCGAGCGCUCCCUCCCACAGUCAUAAUGGGUCCCGACUCCAGUUGACCUCCUCUUUUGUCGGCCGCCGGCGGUUGACAUGUUGGGCUCGGGAUUGAAUCUGGUGACCACUGUUAUCGGGUUUGGGAUGAGCGCAACCUUUAUCAUCUUCAUCUGUGCCCGUUUGAUUUGCGGUCGGAUCCGCUCUGGGGACUCUCGGGCUGCUAAUUCUGAUAUCGAGCUCCACUCGGAUCUCGACCCAAGAGAGCAUACGAUUCAUGGGUUGGAACCCGUUGAGGUUGCGGCGAUUCCGACAGUGAAGUUUAAUCAUGAGGCUUUUAAGUCUAGAGAAGAUGCACAGUGUUCGAUAUGUUUAGCAGAUUAUGAAGAGAAAGAGAUACUACGGGUGAUGCCCACAUGUAACCAUAACUUUCAUGUUGCUUGCAUCGAUGUCUGGCUCCAGAAACAAUCCACAUGUCCAAUUUGUCGUUUGCCACUGAGUGACAUGUUUGAAGUGCCUCCCGAAUUUGAAGUUCUUCAUGAACAAAACAAUACUGAGCAUACUGACGAGCAUUCUAACCAAUGGUUACUGCCCAGCCAUCGAAGAUCAGAAGGCAUCGAGAGUAACCAAGAAACCCGUGAUUCUGUAUCUAUAAACAUUGGAGGAUAGUGGAGUUAAGUUCGAAGUAAAAUGAGCCCCAAGGUUCUGCCUCAAAAUUUUGGUUUAUAUCCAUGGAGAAUGCAUAUUUAGCUCGUGUUUGCUUUGUAUAUUGCUCUCCUGAAUAUUGCCAUAUAAAAUGCAGAUUCUGUGUAGAGCCUAGAUAAGAGUGUGUACUGUAAGAUUCUUUGUAGUUUGGUCGUUUUGUAGUAAUCUGAAUUAUUUCAUGAGUUUCUCAAACUUUUGUAUGUUUCUAUGGUGAUGGAGAUCAAUGCUAAGUAUAGUGAUCUCAUGUGUAUGUAAAUAUCUGUAAGAUUGAUUUUUUAUGUAAGUAUCUGUAAGAUUGAUUUUUUCCCUCAUCAAAGGAGAAUAAAAAUUUUCUUC
Molecule: messenger RNA, 1175 nt
Organism: Asparagus officinalis (garden asparagus)
Lineage: Eukaryota; Viridiplantae; Streptophyta; Magnoliopsida; Asparagales; Asparagaceae
Product: putative RING-H2 finger protein ATL69
Exons: 3
Coding region: 234-803 (189 amino acids)
Source: RefSeq, a predicted model, not a curated record